AUGUUUAUUGUUGAAACCGUUGAAGAACGAAUUGCGAAGGCGAGUCUGCAGAGACGUCGCGAUGAAGAGGCCAAAAGAAGGGAGAGGAUCUUUAACGACAAAUUCAGGAUCACUGGAGUUGACAAGGAAGCUCUGGACAUGCAGGUGGAAGAGAAGAAGAAACUAAAAGAGGCAGAAGAAGAGAAACAAAAGGUUCAAGAUGCUGAAACGCUCCAUAAUAGCAAAGUAGCUUGCAUUCUCCAACACAAAGAGGAGAAGAAUAAGCGUGCCGUGCAAAUGGACCUCGUCAGCUCCUGGCAGCAGCACCAGCAGCCUCGGAGCCAGCAGGAGUUUGACCUGAACGACACCGACCCCAGUGGAGAAACACGAAUGAUGCCUCCUGGUCUUAUGGGUGAAGACCCAGAGUUUAAGAACAGGUUGCAGAGGCAGCAGGAGCAGAUCAGACAGUGGAGCGACCAGCAGCAGAGCGAGCGGGCGACAGAGAGGAACCAGCAAACACUAGAAAAGCUGCUCUACGAUCAGAAGAGAGUCGAGAUGGACAACAGAGCUCUGCAGCUUCAGAGCCUGGAGAUGGAGAGGAGCAGGGCAGAAGCCGUUGCCACUAAAGAGUUCAAUCUGGCCAAGAUUGAAGAGAAGCGCCGUCAGCAAAGUUAUGAUGACGACAACAGAGGUCUGGAUAUCAAUCCUGCCCUGGGCAGGUGGGGAGUACCUGGUCUGUGUCCAGGCUCUGAUCUGAGAGGCCCUACAGAGACACUGGAGCAGGUCCUCCAGUUCCAGAGAAAGCAAAUAGAGGAGAAAAAGAGGACUGAAUUAGAGAACAAGCGAGAGGAGGAGCAACACGAUCGUGUUCGCCUGGCCUCUGCUCGCUCUGCUCUGCUAUUAGAGAGGAAGCAGGUGAAACUGAGCAAGCAGAUGAGUCAACACAUGGAGAGCACCAACCUCCAACUGGCCGAACUACACAGACAACAGUCAGUAACAUUUAGAAAACACUUCAUCUUUAAACUUCACACAGAGUGCACCGUCUCACUGUGUCUCUAA
Messenger RNA from Platichthys flesus (European flounder), 1038 nucleotides. It is a transcript of the gene ribc2, whose product is annotated as RIB43A domain with coiled-coils 2. NCBI's taxonomy places the organism in Eukaryota, Metazoa, Chordata, Actinopteri, Pleuronectiformes, Pleuronectidae. The transcript has 6 exons. Bases 1 to 1038 code for a protein of 345 amino acids. The record is from RefSeq and is a predicted model, not a curated record.